UGAGCCCUUGGCUAACGACAGGUGAGUGCGAGGGUGGACCAGACCAGACCAGGCCUGGCUCCACUUGACCAGCUUUAAAUGGAUCUGGAAGUUAAAGGCAAAGGCACAACAUCAAGGCACUCGACACGUCAGAAGUCUGCACAGGGUUGGAGGAUACAUUCAAGUGAUGCAUAUGGCCCUCGUCCUGAUGAUGUCCCCGCAUUAGACUUGAGGAGACUUGGUGAUUCAGAUGGUGAGAAUGAUUUAUCUUAUACACCUGUGAUGAAAGAACAUCCUCGCUUAGCGUCUCCGGAUUCUACCUCGACAGUUAGCUGGGGUACACCCUUUCCAGCUCUGUUUCCCCAUCGCCGCACCUACCGUGAGCCAUGUCCAGUAGAAGAGAUGACCAUACCCGAGAACCUGCCUGCACCUUCAGAGAGUUACAAGUUGAAAUAUCAACAGUACGAGGAGGAAAUGAAGAUGAAUUACAAGGAACACAGCCAACAAAAAAUCCAGAGGAGCAAAUCAAACUCUUCAGGUCAACAGCCAACACCAGCUAUUCUCCAGAUGCAGGAAUCUCCAGCUGACCAUGUGGGUCCCGACAGCCUGACUUCUCUUGAUGAGAAAGCAACUCUACAGCAAUGUUACACCAGCAAGCCAUUCUUCAUGGAGCAAAAUAUGAAGAGGUUGGAAGCAGAGGAUCUUGCUGCAGAGAAGAAAAAGCAGGCAGUAGUAGAACAAGUGUUGGUGGAUCAGCUUUCCAGGGCAGUUAUCAGUGAUCCUGGACAAGAUGUAGGCACCACAGAUCUGAGACAGCAGCAAACUAUUCUUCCUGGUCUUGGCUCUGCACCCCUGCGCUUCAAAAGUAGAAAAUUACAUCAAACCAGGGUAAAAACAAGUUCAACAUUGACGGAAAAUGUGCUGUCAAACAAGCUGCGCUUCGAUGCCCGGAUCAUUUCAAGGAAUGGGCGGGAUGCGUGCAGAGAACUAAUUGGUUUCUUCUUUGCAUUUGAUAAGUCUCUUACAGUGUACGAACAUCGUCAGUUUGGGAAAAACAGGACAAAAGCUCUACCAUUCAUUCAAAGGGGCAUUUACUGUCAUCAGUGUGGUAGGCGAAAGGGAAGACAGUAUGAUGUUGGCGAUUUCUAUGUGGGUACAAAUCUAACCUUCCUGACUUCACAGCAUGUUAGUCUCCCAGCAAGUAUCCAAGAGAAACGGUUAUUAAUCUUACGGAUCAUUGAGAUUGAUGAAAUUGCAAAGAUUUCAUUGCUGACUGGCAGCAAUCCAGCUUUCACUCAACAAGAGAUUGAUGACAGAAAUACCAUUUUAUCUGUGCAAGGACUGAUGAAAGAAAAACUUGUGAAGAGAGGGGUUCGCACUAUGACUGGUUUGGUGAAAUUUUUUCACCAGCAUGAUCAGUGUGGAGGUGGUGUGCUGUCGAAAAUGGAAAUAAAACAGGGUCUGACGGAGUUCCACUUGGAGCUAGCUGACAAGGACUUUGAGUCUGUAUGGGUUCUACUGGACCAGGGUGGUGAUGGUGAAAUAGACUAUUACCAGUUUAUUCAAGUCAUCAUUGGAGAAAUGAACGAGUUUCGUAAAGCAUUCGUUAGGAAGGCCUAUAUGAAGCUUGAUCCAAAUAAAACAGGCAGUGUUUCUGUGAACGACAUUAGCAAGUUCUACAAUGGAAGGAAACACCCGAAAGUCUUAUUAGGAGAAUGUUCGGAGCAGCAAAUUCGAACAUCAUUCCUGGACACAUUACAGGAGAACUGCAUCAAUUCCGGAGAAGUCACUUACAUUGAAUUUGAAGCUUAUUAUGAGGGGAUCAGCCUUGAAGUUGCAAAUGAUGAAGAUUUUGCUAACAUAAUGAGGAAUUGUUGGGCAGUAUGAGACUGCAGAACUUAAGACAAAACUGGAAUGUUCAUUAUUUCUGUGCAAGCUAUUUUCCAUCGAUGUGCUUUUUACAAAAAUGUGUUCAAGUUGAUUGUUGUGAAAAAUGUUUUGUGUUAUUAUAAGAUCUUUGGAUUUUCAGUCAAGGUGU
Molecule: messenger RNA, 2017 nt
Organism: Hemiscyllium ocellatum (epaulette shark)
Lineage: Eukaryota; Metazoa; Chordata; Chondrichthyes; Orectolobiformes; Hemiscylliidae
Gene: caps2
Product: calcyphosine 2
Exons: 18
Coding region: 79-1866 (595 amino acids)
Molecular function (GO): calcium ion binding
Source: RefSeq, a predicted model, not a curated record